AUGAAGAAGAGUUGGACCUGAAAUCCAGAGCAAAGGUUAAUCAAUGACUUUACCAAUUCACUCUUGUUAUAAGAUAAGACUAAUUAUCAAAAGUUGAAUAUGUUUAUCAUUAACCAAUCACUCAAACGGCUUGCAAAUCGAGGUUCAUCACCUAUGAAUGUGGUAUUAUCGGCCAAAUCAUUAAUGCGAUGCACUAUAUUACCUAAAAGAGCAAUCUCAACCGGAUCGCUAACAAAUCCAGCAGCUUCAAAGAAUUCACUUAAAUUAUUAAUGGGUUGUACUACAAGUUCAUUAGUACUCCUUGGAUUAUCUAAACUGUCUCUUAUAUUAAAUGAUUCUGCGACUGCAUUACCUUAUAAUCAAUUACAACGCAUUGAAAUUAGUCCUAAACGUAAACAUAGAAGCAGAUUAGGAGGUUAUUUAAAUUAUGAAGAAUUAACUAUAGGCUCAAUAAUUGGAUUUUUUCUAGGAGUAAUAAUUGGUAAAUUGAGUACUAUAUUAGUAUAUCUUACUCUAUCUACUUAUUUAUUAUUAGAAUACCUUCAAACUAAGCAUAUAAUUCGUAUACCUUGGAAUUAUAUGUUUACCAUAGGUAAAGAAAAAGUUGAUGUAAGACAAUUAGUAUUUGAAAAGCCAAGUUUUAAAAUAGCAUUUGCGCUUUCAUUCUUGUUAACUGCUUAUAACAUUUAGAACAAAUAAUA
This is a messenger RNA of Scheffersomyces amazonensis, 701 nucleotides long. RefSeq lists its product as uncharacterized. Bases 100 to 690 code for a protein of 196 amino acids. NCBI's taxonomy places the organism in Eukaryota, Fungi, Ascomycota, Pichiomycetes, Serinales, Debaryomycetaceae. The transcript has a single exon. The record is from RefSeq and is a predicted model, not a curated record.